AUUAUUAUUAUUAUAAUCAAAAAGAAGCGCUAAGCCACAAGGGCUAUACAUGUAAGAAGUUACAGCAGCAGCGACGGAUGACAACAUUUGUUUUUCUUGAAGCAACUAUGGCGCUGAGACCUUCCUCGCUCCUGCGUCUCCGUCCUCCUCUCUCAUUGUACGCAAGAAGCAUGUCAAAAGGUGACCCUGGAUCGGGUGCUGGCCAUGGAGGUGGCACUGGGGGAUCCAUUAGGGAUGCUGGUGGUGCUUUUGGCAAGAGGGAGCAUGCUCAAGAGGAUCAGUAUUUUCGUAAAUUGCAACAAGAGCAACUAGAAAAGAUGAGGAAGGGGCUGAAACAGGAAGUAGAGUUUCACAAAUCGCAGAUAAAGGCUCAUGAAGAUGCAAUUGAAAGGCAUGAAGAACGUUUGAAACUGCUGAAGUAAAUUUUAAGGUUAUGGCACACUAAAUGCUCCCAUGCAUUAUGCUUCGUCAUAAGAUAAGCAUUAAUUUAAUUUGAUUAGCAAUGUGCAAUUAACUUAAGUUCUUUUGUUUACAAAGUUAAAUUAGUACAUUGAUGUAAAUAUUAAAUAAAAUAUUAAAAUAAAA
This is a messenger RNA of Cherax quadricarinatus, 585 nucleotides long. Its product is annotated as ATPase inhibitor mai-2, mitochondrial. Gene Ontology annotation, biological process: negative regulation of ATP-dependent activity. The record is from RefSeq and is a predicted model, not a curated record. Gene Ontology annotation, molecular function: ATPase inhibitor activity. Lineage: Eukaryota; Metazoa; Arthropoda; Malacostraca; Decapoda; Parastacidae. Gene Ontology annotation, cellular component: mitochondrion.